Penicillium alfredii is the source of this 2130-nucleotide messenger RNA. Its product is annotated as CeGAL family transcription factor. The transcript is spliced from 5 exons. NCBI's taxonomy places the organism in Eukaryota, Fungi, Ascomycota, Eurotiomycetes, Eurotiales, Aspergillaceae. Gene Ontology annotation, biological process: DNA-templated transcription; regulation of DNA-templated transcription. Gene Ontology annotation, molecular function: DNA binding; zinc ion binding; DNA-binding transcription factor activity, RNA polymerase II-specific. The record is from RefSeq and is a predicted model, not a curated record. Bases 1 to 2130 code for a protein of 709 amino acids.
AUGGAUUCCAGCUCGAGUACUGGAUCACCGACCGGGGCCAGCGCCACCGGCGCCAUCCGUUCUCGCAACAAAACCGCCGGAGCCAUCGCCAAGCGAGCCUGCGACCAGUGCAAGUUCCGCAAGAUCAAGUGCAGUUUAUCGCAGCCAUGCAAGGCCUGCCAGUCCAUGGGGUUCGAUUGUACAUUCUUUCAGCCGCAGAAGAAACGCGGGCCCACCGGACAUCGCGUGUCGCAAAUCCGACAGCAGCAAACCCCUGUUGUCGGGGGAAGUUCGCAAGAAAAUCCCAUUGCUAAACAAGAUGGGUUUCAGUACCAGAACCCCCCCUCGUCCGUGGAAACGGGCCAAGCCGUAUCCCUACCGGGAACGUCCUGGGCUUCCACUCAUGGCGAAGUUGCCAUGCCUGUAGAGAGUGCAGGAGGACUCCCGCCGUCAGGUACUCCAACCCAGGUCGCUGGCGCUUGGGGGGCAGACACCGCAUCCCUGGGCUCUCACAGCAACAGCGGGAUGGGCUGGGACGAGCGCAAUGACGUUGAAUACUGGCUUCCGGACAACCUGGACUCCCAGGUUCCCAUGUUUGAGUUCUCAGGGAGCAAUAUCUACCUCAAACCGUCGCUCCCAUCCAUCAUUCAGCCGGUACCGGAUGCUUCGGCUUCGGCUAUAAACAUGGCCCCGCAGGAUCCCCAAAACAUGGCCUUCCCAGCGGCGGGGCAGAUGCAAUCCAAUGGACAGGAGAUUGAUGCGGCAUGGCCGUCCUCUAUCAGCGAAGGAAACAUGAUUCCUUGGAUCGACGUCUAUUUUGACCGGCUACACCCGACUCUACCGGUGCUCAGUCGCUCGUCCUUGUUUACCCGGAUGCUAUAUCAAGAGCAUCGCAAAAACCCACAAUUUGGAUCAAUGUUGCUGUCGCUGUGCGCAUUUUCGCUGACACAGCCCAUUGAGAUCAACGAGCGACCAACCACUUCGUCUCGCGCUACUCAGGCACGGUCCAUGAUGAACGAAGCAACCAAAAUGCGGAGCUGUUCCGACUUUGGGGAGAAUCCCACGAUUGAAGCAGUAUUAACAAGUUUCUUCCUAUUUGGAUGUCUCUUUGGAAGUAAUCAGCACAAUGCGGCGUGGCUCCGGUUGCGGGAAGCCCUGGACCUUGCAGCCACCCUAGGGUUGAAUGACCCUGACUCAUAUCAUGAUCUGUCCGAGGAAGAGAAAGGGCAGCGAUUACGGACCUACCUUGUCCUGUCUAUCACAGAACGAGCCUACGCUCUUCAACGGCGACACCCAAUAACGUUUUGGGGGAAGCCAGGAUUCAGCAUGCGGUCCGUACAUGAUUUCAUCCACAAUGCUACCCAUAGCGUCAUUUCGGGAAUCAUCGUCCACAACGAAAAAGAUGCCGAGGGAAUGAUGGGUCUGGCGCGGCUGAUGGAGCUGUUUGAUGCCAUUGAUGAGGAUGUCAUUGAUUGCUGGAACCGGCGAUGCGACAUCAGCAAUGGCUACUGUCAGAGGCUCACCGAAGCCAAGGCAUUAUCAAUCCACCAGAACCUUGGCCGGAUUAACCAGUCCGAACGGUAUAGGGGUUACGACUGGUUCGAGCAAGCCAAGGGUGGACAUGGUGAGACCAACAAUGUUCUCCUCGCGAUAGGCUUGCGGGAAACCCAGGCUGCAGAUGUGUUUAUCACUCAGAAAUGGCUUCAGAACCGGGUUUGGCUGCUGUGCUCAACCCAUGGGCUCUUGCGGACCCACUCCGAGCGACCCGAGCUGACCUUUGGGUAUGCGGUUUCUAUCGCCGAAUCGACUCUUCAGUUGUGUCAGUCGCUUCGGCUGAGCUCGAUGGAAGCACAUGGAAUAGGUUUGACCGAAAAGUUGUACGAUAUUGCCUCAUGCGCAACCGAUGUGUUGUGCAAUACCAAUCCACCCUAUGGAAGUGCCAUCAACAUGCCCGGAACCACGAUGACGCCGUCCGGGAAUUUCCCCGAACCAAUUUCUGCUACUCCGACACCACAGGGCAUGGCAGAAGAUUUCUUAUUGCUUUUAACCAGCUUUCGUGGAGGAAAUCAUCCGUAUCUGGAGAAGUAUAAGGCCAAUCUUCGCUCCCUUCGAAUUCCCGGCCAAAAAAUCCCGGAUUGGUCUCACCAAUGA